Messenger RNA from Branchiostoma floridae (Florida lancelet), 4344 nucleotides. RefSeq names its product angiotensin-converting enzyme-like. The transcript has 28 exons. Lineage: Eukaryota; Metazoa; Chordata; Leptocardii; Amphioxiformes; Branchiostomatidae. The record is from RefSeq and is a predicted model, not a curated record. Gene Ontology annotation, molecular function: metallopeptidase activity; peptidyl-dipeptidase activity; protein binding. Gene Ontology annotation, cellular component: plasma membrane. The coding region runs from base 43 to 4137 and encodes 1364 amino acids. Gene Ontology annotation, biological process: proteolysis.
CGUACGGACACCGCCCCCUGAACAGUUAGUAAUUCAGACAACAUGGCAGGGAGAGCGGGAGUCUUCUGUCUACUGUUAGUGUUGUUGUCAGCUCAGAACGUCGCUCCUCAGGGCAUCACAGACGAGCAGCAGGCCUGGGACUUCAUUUGGGACUACAACGCUAAAGCUGAGAAGGUUUUAUAUGACAGUGUUGUGGCUGCGUGGAACUACAACACGGACCUCACACCGGAGAAUAGUCAAAAACAGGUUGAAGCCAGCUUAGCAGAAGCAGCGUUCGACAAAGAAGUGGCUCAAAAUGCCUCCAGGUUUGACUGGCAGAACUUCAACAAUGCAACACUGAAGAGACUCUUCGAUAAAAUCAGCGGCCUUGGAACCGCAGCACAGACUGACCAGGCGAAGCUGGAGGAGCUUAACAACUUGCUCUCUGAGAUGGACAACAUUUACUCUACUGGGAAGGCGUGCGAGUAUGACGACCGGUCAAACUGUCUGGCGCUGAAUCCAGAUUUGUACGACUGUCUGGCCAAAAACCGUGACUACGACCGGCUGCGGUUCUGCUGGGAAGGCUGGCGGGACGCGGUGGGCAGGAAGCUGAAGGACAAAUAUCCACGCUUCGUGCAACUCAGUAACGAUGCAGUCAGCCAAGAUGCUCAGAACUGGGCAGACACCGGUGCCUACUGGCGCUCCUGGUACGAGACAGAUGACUUUCAGGAGCAGCUUGAGAACCUGUACAACCAGCUCCAGCCUCUGUACAACAACCUGCACGCUUAUGUCAGGAAGAAGCUGAGGGAACAGUACGGACAGGACAAAAUCAGUGCUACUGGACCCAUCCCUGCACAUCUAUUGGGAAACAUGUGGUCUCAGUCUUGGAUCAACAUCUACGACCUUGUGGAGCCUUACCCUGGCAAGACUAGUCUUGAUGUGACACCAAAGAUGCAGGCAGAUGGAUGGACAGUUGAUCGGAUGUUCCGCACAUCAGAUGACUUCUUCAAGGACAUGGGUCAAGUUGAGAUGCCGCAGAACUUCUGGGACCACUCCAUGUUCGUCAAACCAGCAGACAGAGAGGUGGUCUGUCACGCGUCAGCAUGGGACUUCUACAACGCUCAUGAUGUCAGGGUUAAGAUGUGCACCAACAUAAAUAUGGAUGAUCUGGUCACCAUCCACCACGAGAUGGGUCACAUCGAGUACUACCUACAGUACAAACAUCAGCCUGUUCCAUUCCGGCGUGGGGGGAACCCGGGUUUCCAUGAAGCAGUGGGAGAUCUGCUGGCUCUGUCCGUGUCCACUCCAACACACUUACAGGGCAUCGGCCUCCUAGACACAGUGGAUGACGACGAUCAGUCUGACAUCAACUUCCUGAUGAGUAUGGCCCUGGACAAGGUUUCCUUCCUGCCGUUCGGAUAUCUGAUGGACCAGUGGAGAUGGGGAGUUUUCAACGGCUCUAUCACCCCGGAAACAUACAAUCAGGAGUGGUGGAAGCUCAGGACUCAUUACCAGGGCAUCGUGCCACCUAUCCCGAGGAACCACGCCAAAGAUUUUGACCCCGGAUGCAAAUUCCACAUCCCUGGCAAUACCCCUUACAUCAGGUACUUCGUGAGCUUCAUCGUUCAGUUCCAGUUCCACAAGGCCCUGUGUGACACUUCCGGACACACCGGUCCGCUGCACAAGUGCGACAUCUCUGCAGGGCCCAACAAGGCAGCCGCUGGGGAAAAACUGGCUCAAAUGCUCCAGAUGGGAUCUAGUCAGGUGUGGCCGGACGCCAUGGAGGUGAUCACCGGACAAAGAACGAUGUCAGCUCAGCCGAUCCUGGACUACUUCCAGCCACUCAUCACAUGGUUGGAAACACAGAACCAGGGAGAGACACUCGGCUGGGACGAAAGCUGGACUCCUCGUUAUGACUGCGAGGCGACCGACGGCUUCACCUGUGCUGACGGGUCCAAGUGCAUCCGGCCAGGGGAUCGCUGUGACGGAGUUAAUGACUGCGAUGACAACUCCGAUGAAAAAGACUGUCCCGUCGCAUCGGCACAGAGUGUCACUGUUUCCAUGGCGACCACCUUCAUCUCUUCUGUCGUCUGCAUCCUGAUUGCAAUAAUAGUUGGUAAAGCGGGCAAGAUGGCAGAAAAGGCUGGGGUUCUCUCUUUACUGUUAGUGUUGUUGUCAGCUCAGAAUGUCGCUCCUCAGGGCAUCACAGACGAGCAGCAGGCCUGGGACUUCAUUUGGGACUACAACGCUAAAGCUGAGAAGGUUUACUAUGAUAGUGUAGUGGCCGCGUGGAACUACAACACGGACCUCACACAGGAGAAUAGCCAGAAACAGAUUGAAGCCAGCUUAGCAGAAGCACGGUUCCAUAAAGAAGUGGCUCAAAAUGCCUCCAGGUUUGACUGGCAGAACUUCAACAAUGCAACACUGAAGAGACUCUUCGAUAAAAUCAGCGGCCUUGGAACCGCAGCUCAGCAGGACCAGGCGAAGCUGGAGGAGCUCAACAACAUACUCUCUGAGAUGGACAACAUUUACUCCACUGGGAAGGCGUGCGAGUAUGACGAUCCGUCAAACUGUCUAUCGCUGAACCCAGAUUUGUACAGCUGCAUGGCCAGCAGCCGUGACUACGACCGGCUGCGGUUCUGCUGGGAAGGCUGGCGGGACGCGGUGGGCAGGAAGCUGAAGGACAAAUACCCACGCUUCGUGGAACUCACUAACGAUGCUGUCAGUCAAGAUGCUCAGAACUGGGCAGACACCGGUGCCUACUGGCGCUCCUGGUAUGACAUACCUGACUUUCAGGAGCAGCUUGAGAACCUGUACAACCAGCUCCAGCCUCUGUACAACAACCUGCACGCUUAUGUCAGGAAGAAGCUGAGGGAACAAUACGGACAGGACAAGAUCAGUGCCAGUGGACCAAUCCCUGCACAUGUGUUGGGUAACAUGUGGUCUCAGUCCUGGAUCAAUAUCUACGACCUUGUGGAGCCUUACCCUGGCAAGACCAAUAUUGACGUGACACCAAAGAUGAAGGCCGAUGGGUGGACAGUUGAUCGGAUGUUCCGCACAUCAGACGACUUUUUUAAGGACAUGGGUCAAAUCGAGAUGCCGCAGAACUUUUGGGACAACUCCAUGUUCGUCAAACCAGCAGACAGAGAUGUGGUCUGUCACGCGUCUGCAUGGGACUUCUACAACGCUCAUGAUGUCAGGAUUAAGAUGUGCACUAACAUAAACAUGAUGGACCUGAUCACCAUCCACCACGAGAUGGGGCACAUCGAGUACUUCCUACAGUACAAGCAUCACCCUGUCCCGUUCCGGGGUGGAGCAAACCCGGGUUUCCAUGAAGCAGUGGGAGAUCUGCUGGCUCUGUCCGUGUCCACUCCGAAACACCUACAGAGCAUCGGCCUCUUGGACACUGUGGAAGACGACAACGAAUCUGACAUCAACGUCCUGAUGAGUAUGGCUCUGGCCAAGGUUUCCUUCCUGCCGUUCGGAUACCUGCUGGACCAGUGGAGAUGGGCGGUCUUCAACGGCUCUGUCACCCCUGAAACGACUCGUUACCAGGGUAUCGUGCCACCUAUCCCGAGGAACCACGCCAAAGAUUUUGACCCCGGAUGCAAAUUCCACAUUCCUGCCAACGCCCCUUAUAUCAGGUACUUCGUGAGCUUCAUCCUUCAGUUCCAGUUCCACAAGGCCCUGUGUAAUAUUUCCGGACACACCGGUCCGCUGCACAAGUGUGACAUCUCUGCAGGGCCCAACAAGGCGGCCGCUGGGGAAAAAUUGGCCCAAAUGCUCCAGAUGGGGUCCAGUCAGGUGUGGCCGGACGCCAUGGAGGUGAUCACCGGUCAAAGAACGAUGUCAGCUCAGCCGCUCGUGGACUACUUCCAGCCACUCAUCACAUGGUUGGAACAACAGAACCAGGGAGAGAUACUCGGCUGGGACGAAAGCUGGACUCCUCCUUAUGACUGUGAGGCGACCGACGGCUUCACCUGUGCUGACGGGUCCAAGUGCAUCCGGCCAGGGGACCGCUGUGACGGAGUUAACGACUGCGCUGACAACUCCGAUGAAAAGAACUGUCCCGCCGCAUCGGCACAGAGUGUCACCGUUUCCAUGGCGACCACCUUCAUCUCUUCUGUCGUCUGCAUCCUGAUUGCAAUGCUGAAUUAGAGUCGUAACCAUCGCUGGUCAAAGGCAUAAACAACUACGGGGAACAAUAUCAGUCUCAAUUUUCUUCAAAAGGGUUCAAAAUCUAUAAUACUAUUCUUGCAAGCUCAUACCCGAAGGCUAAUUACAAACACAAAAAAGUAAUUACUCAAGCAACUGGAUAUGGUUUUGAAACGGUCAGACGUUUCGGAUAGAAUCCACUAUCCUUCG